Fopius arisanus is the source of this 5204-nucleotide messenger RNA. RefSeq names its product lachesin. NCBI's taxonomy places the organism in Eukaryota, Metazoa, Arthropoda, Insecta, Hymenoptera, Braconidae. Bases 297 to 1655 code for a protein of 452 amino acids. Gene Ontology annotation, cellular component: neuron projection. The transcript is spliced from 11 exons. The record is from RefSeq and is a predicted model, not a curated record.
UCCGUUUAUUGUCGAUAGCUCGUGCACCGUACGUGUCUGAUUUUCCCAAUUGUAAAUGAACUGUGACAUUUCCUGAUUACUCACUCGGAAUCCGUGCUCAUCAUGGUUUAUUUAGACGUCGUGAUCACGAUUGGAGUGAAUACAAUAUUUGAUUUUGUUCAACAAUAAUCCCAACGAGUGAAUUUAGUACUGAAUUGCUUCAGUGUUAGAGUUGAGUGUCGAGUGUUGAGGAGAAUUUGGUUAUUAUUGAGAAUGUUGUAAUAGCGAUAAGCAACAGGAUAGUGCAAUUUAGAAUAAUGAACAACAGUGCAAUGUUUAAAUUCCUGGGUGCUACGAUUUGUGGAAUCACAAUGACGUCAAGGACGAUUUUUCUAGCAGCAUGUGUUUUACUCCAAAUUGUUGACAUCGGUGCUGCAGGGUUUACAACAGGUAACGAAUUGACCACAGUACCAGAACCUGAAUUCGUCGAUGAAAUUGGCAACAAGACCGUACCAGCAGGACGUAACAUAAAGUUGGCGUGCAGUGUCAAGGACUUAGGAAGUUACAAGGUGGCCUGGAUGCUCUUCGACAAGAGUGCUAUUCUCACGGUCCAUAAUCACGUGAUAACGAGAAACCCCAGGAUAUCGGUGACCCACGACAAACACAGAACCUGGUACUUGCAUAUUAACAAUGUCCACGAGGACGAUAAGGGCAAGUACAUGUGUCAGAUUAAUACAGCAACGGCCAAGACGCAGUACGGCUAUUUAAAUGUCGUUGUGCCACCAAAUAUCGAUGACUCGCAGAGUUCAUCAGACGCAAUCGUGCGGGAAAAUGCUAAUGUCACUUUGUCAUGCAAAGCAACGGGAAGUCCGACGCCAAUUAUACGCUGGAAACGUGACGAUAAUGAAAAAAUUGCUAUAAACAGAUCAUUAGAAAUCUCAGAGUGGGAAGGUGAAACCCUGGAAAUAACGCGCAUCUCUAGACUUGGAAUGGGAGCGUAUUUAUGCAUUGCCAGCAAUGGAGUACCACCUGCUGUUAGCAAGCAGAUCAAAGUAUCAGUUGACUUUUCUCCGAUGCUGUGGAUACCUCACCAGCUGGUGGGUGCACCCUUAGGUUUCGCGGUGACCCUCGAAUGCUAUUCCGAGGCCCACCCCACGUCGCUCAACUAUUGGACACGUGAUGGCGGACCCAUGAUCCACGAGAGCAAAAAAUAUAAAAUGACGUCUGUCGCUGAAAAGCCGGCCUACAAAACUCACAUGACACUGACAAUUUACGACCUCGCGCCAUUGGAUUAUGGAAGCUACAAAUGCGUCGCCAAAAAUCCUCGCGGUGACACCGACGGUACAAUUCGCCUAUACAUGUCUACACCACCGAGCACAAGCCCCGGUCCGUUGACCACAGAGCCAUUGCGAAAAGGUUGGGACGUAUUGACAGAGCUGAACAAUUCGAUAGACGGCUACCCGAGUUCGUUGACUUUUCAUAAUGGGAAAACAUCGAAGACGGGAAAAUCCCAGUUGAAUCUCAACGAAGUCGACAAAUCAGAACGAAAAUCUAACAACGGGGAUAGAAAUGGCAAUUACAAAUGGACAUCUGACAAUGGUGGAGCUGUUAGCUUAUCGCGAGUAACAUCAGGACUGCUUACAGUGACAUUUAUUUCAACGUGGAUCAUCCGAUAAAUAAGCAUCAAUGUUUCUUCCGUGGUGAAUGCAAUCGCUUGAGAACAUUGGGUGUCGGUUGAACGAUAAUUUAUAGAGAGAAUUAGGAAACAAGAUGACAAGACUGAGACUGUGUAGUUAGCGCUGUUUGAACGUGAAUAAAAAGGUUGUGAAUGAAUGUUGAGGGAUAUAAUGUAAGUCGUGCCAACAGCAAUGUCAGGGUCAACACAUCGUUUCUGGAGUGGAAGAGAUAUUGUCAGUGAGGUAAUGUCAAGAAGUUACAAUUAUGUAGUAGAAUUAAUUAGAAGGCAGAGACACUUGGGAAGAAUUGUUGGCAGCAAAUGCAACGAUCUUCGCUUUUGGUGUAAUAUGUUGCAAGUCUCGUUGUCGAGAUACGUUGAAAACGGAAAGAGAGGAGAAUAUAUAAUGUAUAUGCAUUUGUGGUUUAAUGGAAAACGUUAUGGGUCGAGCGUUGUUUUUUUUUUUCAAAUUGUUUUGUGAUACAUUGGGCAAACUAUAAUGAGAAGAGUUGUUUCAUGCAGUGUUCUGAUUUUUUUUUCUUCUGAAAACAAUAUCUCAAAUCAUUAUUAUGUCAUGCGAACGUGAUAUUAUACUCCUACGAUGAAGAAUGAAUUACAUUAUGGAGACACAGGUGAAAUUUCUAUUUCGAAAUUACAGACCAAAAAACAUCCGAGUUUGCUUCACUAGUCUACAGAUUAAACACAACUUAUCAUAAUGAUAACAGAAACACAAAUUCUUUCGUUUAAUUGGAGAGUCCGCCCCUUUCUAGUUUCAUCACUGUCCUUUUCUCAAUACCAAGAACACUGAGCAUUUCUCUACUUGGUGAAAUAGGAGCGAAAAAACUGAAGGAGAAAUUAAUUUCUCUUUGCGCACUGCUACCAACAUUUUCCAAAGUUUCUCUCACAUUCGCAAAUAUCGAAAUUUCAUACAGCUUGCUCUUCUCAUCUUCCAAUAUUCAUCCUAUCCCUCCGUUACGCUCGAGUUUUUGUAAAAUGCACUCUGGACCCAUCUGCAUGCUUGAGAUUAAAACGUCAGAUUCGCUUCACCGAUGCGCCCUUAACUCCUUCAUCGACUUUUUCCCUGGGUCGAAGAGAACUCGGAACUGAGAGACUCGCUGAGGAACCAAAGAAAAUGUACAAGAGGAGAAAGAUUAAUGUUUGAUCAAAAUAUAGCACAAACUCUUGAAAUUUUAAAAACGAAAAUUAUCACUGAGCAAUUCUCUACAUUCGGUUCAGUGGAUUCGACUCGUUUUAAAAUGGUGCUUUGUCAGCUGGAGCUGAUUCUCUCCAUGAAUUCGCAGAGAAGGAUUCAUAAUCUGAUGUAUAUGGUGGAAUUUACUUUACAAACCAGAAUUAUUGCUGGCGCAAGGAAUAUAAAAAUAUACAAAUGCGCCAAAAAUUAUGAAAGUUUAUCGACGCUAAAUAUACGAAAGAAUUCACACAAUGCAAGCUCAAUAAAUCCUGCUCAUAGCGGAGGAUAACAGAAAGUACGAGAGAAUAAAUAAGGGAAGAUUGGAUGGAGGUAUUGAGCAGGGCCAGAAUACUCUCGAGCUUACACUAUCUCAGGAAAAAAGUACUAGGAACCAUCAGCUCGACGCCUUCUCCUUCAUAACUCCUCGACUAUAAAAUAAAAAUACAAUCGAUCGAUAUCUCCUAGAACUCGAAUGAACAAAUGAAAUUAUCAACGCAUCAUUGAACUCGAUCACCAGAUUGUUCAUCAAAUCAACUUCGUAUGAGUUAUUUUCGUGAAGCGCCAGGGGACAUCCAUUAUUCAGUAAAGUAGUUUUAGCUAAGUGCAACAGGUGCGUUCGUACGGUGAAACAACAAGGAGUCCAUCUGCAUCGGAUUAGAGAAAAGGUUCCCAGAAGAGGAACGUCAACAGCUAGUGACUUGACAUGAGGGACAAUAAUUCGCCCAGUGAGUGCACAAACCGACUAAAGCUACAGAAAGUUAUUUAGCCCAGGAGCUGUCUUCCGGGAAAGUUAAUAGCCAUUUCAUGUAAUUCAUCUGGAAAAGUUAAUGAAUUGUCCAAUACCGAAGAAAUUAAUCUUAGCCCGAAAAAGUUAUAAAUGAGAAGCUCUCUCCGAAGUUCACUCUCCCCUGCUUCUUUCAGUUAUAGAGGCGCGAUAAAUAUUCUAUUAAAAACAAUAUCUAAUAGAAUAAUGAGAUAUUUCAUGGGCAUUUUUGUAAUUUGUGUAAUUAUUUUCGCAAUUUAGUUGCAAUAUUAUUGCAAUGCAACUGGUUGUGAUUUAUUUUUUGAUUUAUGUAGAAUAAAUAAUCACCGCGAUGAAGGACAUCUUGUGGGUCCCGGAGCGUUAACAGGAACGAAAGUUCAUUCAUCUUCUUUUAUUUUUUCCUUUGAGUAACUUAAUCAGACUCUUUCAAUAACCGUAAAUGGCUUAGGGAUUUGAAUAGAUUUCCGCAACUCAACUAAUUGAAAUGGAAAAUUUUUAUUCUCAUCAUUUAAUUUUACACUAAAUUCAAGGAAAAUUGCAGCAUAAGGAAUUUGGAUGAUAAAAACAUUCAAGAGUGUGUGUGAUUUGUAGUUCGUGCACGAGAAUCACAAUUGUUCACUAGUUAUCAUAUUAAUGAGUCGAGACAAAUUGAUGAAAAGAAGUUGAGCAUAGAGAACCCUGAAAAUAGGAGAAGUGUGUAAUGAACGUCGAGAGAAUAAGAUAGAGAGUGGGAGGGCUUUGGAAGGUCCACUGAAGGCUCAAGGGCUGCUGAAAGCUAUCUCGACCAAAUAGUUUGCUAUCAUAGUGCCACGCAGCCACUUCUCUUCCAAGAUCAACGAUAAACCGACAAUCGUCGGAUGAAAGAACGGAGUUUAAGGGUCGUAAAUCCAUAGUGCACGUCACCCGGCAAAUCACGGGAGUGAUCGGUACAAGAGGGAAAUCUAUUGAAAAAUAAAUGAAAUUGUAAAAAAUGUCAUCUUGCUCGAUUUGAAAUUCAAGCCAGUUGACCAAUAAUUAUCGAGAGAAAAUGAUAUUGUAUCCUGUAAAUAACGAAUUAAUUAAGAUGAAUCGUACGUAGGUGACUACCAGUGUACGCAGCUUUGAUGCCUCAGUCCCUCGCUUUGGACAAGAACAAUGAUAGAGAACUUUUUUAAAAAAUGAUAAGGAUAUUUUCAAAAAAAAAUCUGACGCAUGAAAAACGAAUUAUGGAGAUUGAAAGAGUUUGUAAUCAGGAAAAUGUUCUUUGGCUCGCCAUCAAUCGAUGGGGAUCUCAUAAUGACGUAGUUGAAUUGUCAAGAUAUUUCUAAGAGCCUUGUAAUUUCAAAACCAUUGGAAAAGUAAUCUACUAUUUUCGUCUCAUUCUAUUUAAUUAAUUCCUCCAUCAUUGAAGAGCAUUUUUCUGUAAUUACAAUGUAAUUCAUAUGUACACAUACUAACUAAACACCUAGUAAUAAAAAAAUGAAUAAAUGUCACUAUAUUGUAUGUUAAGUAAGGUAUUAAACACUAUAUUGUGCUUUGCAUCGUUAAGUUGAAUGUUGUUACAAAAAAGUGAAAAAAUUAUGAAAAAAAGUGAAUGGAAGAUUGAUAUAAAUUUA